Tetrahymena thermophila SB210 is the source of this 321-nucleotide messenger RNA. RefSeq lists its product as hypothetical. Lineage: Eukaryota; Ciliophora; Oligohymenophorea; Hymenostomatida; Tetrahymenidae. The record is from RefSeq and is a predicted model, not a curated record. The transcript has a single exon.
AUGAGAGGUCUUUCAAACCCUUUACCUCUAAUGCUCGAUAGUGUUUUAAAUCUGAUUCUUGAAGGCAAUAGAUGUUCUUUGAUUCAAAUCCUUUCUAAGGAGGAGAUGAAACCAUUUAUUGCUAGAUUUUUGAUGAUUUUAAUAUGCUAUCAACUGCUCUUAGAAAUACGAUAAUAGGUCUAUCUGAAAAAAACAGUUGAAGACUUCAUGCAUUCUGAAUCUCCAUAAAUCUAACUGUGGUUUGUAAAGAGAACCCCACCCUCUGUGAAACUUCAGUUAAGAAUAGGAAACAGAGAAAUCCAAAAAAAUGAAACAGAUUGA